This is a messenger RNA of Acaromyces ingoldii, 3410 nucleotides long. Its product is annotated as alkaline phosphatase-like protein. The transcript is spliced from 5 exons. The record is from RefSeq and is a predicted model, not a curated record. Gene Ontology annotation, cellular component: endoplasmic reticulum membrane. Gene Ontology annotation, biological process: GPI anchor biosynthetic process. The coding region runs from base 16 to 3357 and encodes 1113 amino acids. Lineage: Eukaryota; Fungi; Basidiomycota; Exobasidiomycetes; Exobasidiales; Cryptobasidiaceae. Gene Ontology annotation, molecular function: mannose-ethanolamine phosphotransferase activity.
CCUUUUCCAACGAACAUGGCGACAGCAGCGGCGGCGGCGGCGGCGGCCGGGAAGACAGGGGCAGUCGAUGCGCCAGGCCAAGUGCGUAGUCUAAAAGCCGAGGCGAAGAGGCCUUCGACGGCCGUCUUUCUCAUCCUGUCCCUUGUCUUCCACCUGCUCUAUACGACAUCGAUCUUUGACAUCUACUUCACCUCGCCCGUCGUGCACCCUGCCAGGCGCUUCUCGCGAAACGACACUUACAUUGGUGAUUCCGCCUACUUUGCCCAGAGUGCGCCUCCGCCCGACGCCAAGCGCCUCGUGCUCAUCGUCGGCGACGGGCUGCGAGCAGACACGCUCUUCAAGGAGCACUCGCCGCAGCUGUGGCCUCCAUGGGCCAAGGAGCGCAAGUCUAGCGAAAGUGAAGAGGGAGAGGUAGAGGAUGAUGAAGAAGGGUCAUUUGUUGGGUCACUGUACUACAAGAAGGAUUGGUCCAAAGCGCAGCUGGGUUCAGAGCCGACGAAGACGGAGCCCUUCUAUGCUGCUCCCCAUCUCCGCGACAUUGCCCUCGAGCGAGGCGCCUGGGGCAUCAGCCACACCCGCGUGCCCACUGAGAGCAGGCCUGGCCACGUUGCCCUCAUCGCAGGCAUGUACGAGGAUGUGAGCGCCGUCACAAAAGGAUGGAAGUUGAAUCCCGUCUCGUUUGAUUCCCUCUUCAACCAGUCGACCCACACCUUCUCCUUCGGCUCGCCGGAUAUUCUGCCCAUGUUUGCCCAAGGUGCUUCUCCGAGGGACAAGGUCGAUGUCAGCACGUACGAUGAAAGUGCAGAGGAUUUCACCGCAGACGCCAGCGACCUGGAUCUCUGGGUGCUCGACAGGCUGACGGAGCUGCUGGACGAGGCAAGGGAGAACAAGACUUUGUCCAGCCAGCUCCGCGCGCCCGGCACAGUCUUUUUCCUCCAUCUGCUCGGCCUCGACACAACAGGGCAUACUUACCGUCCCCAUUCGAGCGAAUACGUGGGCAACCUCAUGGUUGUCGACUCCAUCGUUCAGCGCGUCGAGACGCUGAUGACCGAUUUCUUUGAGGAAGACGACGGAGAGGAGAGCAAGACGGCCUAUGUCUUUACGGCCGACCAUGGCAUGAGCAACAAGGGAAACCACGGCGAUGGCGAGCCAGAUAACACCAGGACUCCUCUCGUGGCAUGGGGGGCUGGCGUGCGUGGACCGGCCCUGGUCGAGGGCGACGAGCAGGCCUGGCGCGCUGAGCAGAAGGAGAAGGACGCAUACUUUCGCAGCUGGGGAGAAGACCUGGACGGCAUCUGGAGAGAAGACGUUCGCCAGGCUGAUAUCACUCCUCUGAUGGCUACGCUUCUCAAUGUGCCCAUGCCGGCCAAUUCGGAGGGAAUCUUGCCCCUAAAUUACCUCGAAGCGUCUGACGAGGUUGGCGUCCGGGCGAGCCUGGCAAACGCGAUGGAGAUCCUUGAAAUGUACAGGGUCAAGGACGAGUAUCGCAGGAAGAGGAUGCUGCGCUACGUCCCUUUUCCUGAGUUUCCCACUGCGCCGUCAGGCAAGCUACCGGGAGAGGUAGAGGUGACGCGCAUCAAACACUUGAUCAAUCUCGACCAACUGCCGAAGGCGCUCCGCCAGAUCAGGCAGCUCGUCGACGUGUCACUCCGAGGAGCGACAUACCUUCAGACCUACGACUGGCUGCUCCUUGUCGCAGUCGUCAGCACUGGUUAUCUUGGUUCGAUGAUCUACGGCAUCAUUUUCCUUUUGCACCGCUAUGUUCUCAAGGAUCAAGCCCUUGCUCAGCUCCCUGCUCGGUCCGGUCCGCUCGGCCUGGGUAACAUCCUCGCUGUUCCUGUUGGCGCAACUUUCACCGCCAAGUUCGUCGCUGAGGAGGCGCCGCUGACCUAUUACCUGUACGUUGCGUUUGCCAUCUUCUUCUGGGCUCGCAUCAUCAAUCAGCGCCAGGUCAUAGUCAUCGCUUUUCGCUCUGCCCUCGAUUCGAAAGACGUCGACGACAAAGGUUCCCCUGCGGCUUCGCUCUUCAUCUCGAUCGCCCAGCGACUUAUACUGGCGCUUGCUGCCCUCGAGCUCAUGGCCUAUGGCUAUCUCGAGCGGCUGGCAUGGUCAUUUGGCUUUGCCAUGCUCGCCCUCGCCUGGCCUGCUCUCUUCAUGGACGCCGAGGUCAGGACGCGACACGAGGGUUUACUCCUCCUCUGGACGCUUUGUUGCAUUGUGACGGGCCACUUUACCAUUGGUGGCGUCGACAAGGAGGAGAGCGUGGUCCUGCUCGUCUUGUCCGGCGUAAUCUUUUUCACCGCGGGCGUGACAAUUGUCGCCUUCCCGUCCAACUUCUUUUCUCGCAAUGGCGGCAGCGGCAACUUGUCUCGAACAUUAAACGUGCUCAAAGGUCAGCUGCUUGUCCUCGUCGUAUCAACCAUCGUAACGGCAUCGUCCUCGAGGGAGCUACAGGCGAAGCGUGGCCUUCCCCUUCUCAACCAGAUCAUCGCCUGGCUUAUUCUCUUCGUCUGCCUCACCGUGCCCUUUGCCUAUGGCUUCUCGGCUUCCUCUGCUAUCAAUGUUCGCAAGUCGCCCUCGCAAAGGAUGGCCAUCAUCGUCUUUGCGUUCGCACCCGUCUUCGUCCUCCUGUCGAUCCGCGAUGAAGCCCUGUUCUUCGGCAGCUACGUCUUGACCCUCCUCAUCUGGGCCAAGCUCGAGGCGUCCUUGUACGAAGAGAGGCUCGUCGCCAAGCGCACGGCAGAGGGGAAAGUCGAUGCGCUCACCAGUCGCGUAUUCGAUCGGAGAAAACUGGAAAAGGAGGACGUAAGGCUGGCCUUGACCUUCCUUUUCAUGCUCCACUUUGGCUUCUUUGGCACCGGCAAUGUCGCUUCGAUCUCGAGCUUCUAUCUCUCACCAGUCUACCGUCUUGUGCCCGUCUUUUCGCCCUUUCUUAUGGCAGCCCUGCUCCUACUCAAGAUCCUCGUUCCGUUCAUCCUUCUCGGAAGCGUCAUGCAGCUCCUUUGCCUAUCGCCUCCGCACCCCCGUGCUUCGAUGCAGGCGAUCCCGGCCGUCAAGACGGGCAAGUAUCUCGGCGGCCCUCCCCUGCUCGGAGACGGAGCCGUCGGGGGCUUGGGUCUGGAGGGCGACGGAUUUCCGCCCGUCUUGCUUGCUUGCAUCGCAGCCGAUGUGCUCGCACUCAACUUUCUCUUCAGCGUCUCGACCGAAGGCAGCUGGUUGGAGAUCGGAAGGACAAUCACGCACUUUGUCAUGGCCAACAUGCUGCAGGUCUUUAUGCUGGCCAUUGCUGCAGGCGCCAAGCGCGUCGUCGGGGGGUCACCCUCCCACUCGACUGAGGCCGUGAGAAAAGACACAUAGAGGAGGAGGAAGCUGACAAUCAUGGACAGUAUUUCUCUUGAUGGGAUUGAUAC